CGCUUUUUAGAAUUCGAGGCCUUUGAGCAUUCUUGCCAUAGAAAGUGUUGGGUAUUGUAUGCCCUAAGGAAGCUCCACAAAUUACAACAUUUCCCUCAUCUCUUUAGAGACACCGGGGGAACGUUCCAAGUCCGGCCUUCUUUCACCACUGUUCCCCGCGGUCGCGUCAUUUGUCUCGACAACUCGCUGUGUCUCCCUUUCGAUGUAAUUUCCUCUCCUCUUUCUCGUCUGUCCUUUAUCUUUUUUCGGUUCCCCCAUCUAAAUCCUUGCGCCUCUUCCAGUCAUUUCCCUCGUCCUGUCCUCCGAACCACUUCAAGCGACCCCCGUUGUGCACAAUUAGUCUGUCUCGGUACAUCGCCUGCUUCCUUAAAGAAGCUGGCAUCCGUUUGUUUGUUGGAGCAUGAUGAUUCACAAUACUCAUGCGGGGUUUGCGAAAAAAGUUCUCGAAUCGCAAGAUUUUAAGGUGGCACUUGUGAUGCGCCAUGGAACGCGUUCGUUGACUGGUCCAUAUCACCAAGUAUACCCGAACAAGUCACCAAGGGUAGGCCAGUAAACCUGUGAGGUUACCCAUCAUGGAGUAUGUCGCCAUAUCAUCCCAGUGGGCGAAACGCCCUUCUUUCGCGGGACUUCCCUGCCAGAAGAGGUCAGCGGGUUGCCGUGGUCGCGGACGAAAGUCGUGCCGUGCUGCUGCGACCCCUACUUAUUCAGAAUUCUCCAGCUCGGUGCCUGCCUUAUCAACCGGCAUCAGCGCUGUUUCUCCUCUACCGCAUGAGCGCACUUCCAUGUUAACAGGUCCACUGCGUGGCCAACGAAUGCGUCUUGUUCCUCGCAACAUGUCUACUCUGGCGUCUUGGUUGCAAUACACUACGCUAGUUCGGAUCCCUCUAACCAUGCGAAACAAAUUGCCCCAGCCACAUCAGUGGACUGGAUCAGAACAACGUGGAUCAGGACUUCCUUUCGUGCACAGGGUAGGCAGGAGAGACAACUAUAUGCAAUUUUUCAGAAGAGGGCACGCGUCUCGGUUUUCCUGUACCUCCACUUUCUCAUCCGGUACUCCCCGUUGGCAAAGUGCGCAUCCUCGAUUGCGUUUGGACUGUCUAAAAGCAUCGGUAACAGCAGUUCGUCGCUCGUCGCGUUCUCUCCCUCCUGCUUUUGCCAAGACGCGACAUAGAGAGGAUUGCUGGAAGUAUCAACCACAGUCUUGGGUCAGAACCGGCCUCGAGACACGCACCCCUGUACCGUCGGAUCGCGCACCGCUAUGGACGACUCUGUCUUCCAGUCAUCACCGAUCUUCCAUCGCAGCUUCUUUAUCGUCGCAGCUGCAUGCCCCCGCCUCGGCGAGUGGGUCUGUCACAGGGUGCCACUCCAGGGCACUGUCCACGCCGCAUCCAAACUGCUUUCUUGCUCUGAUUCAUGGAUUUCCUUUUGCACCUGGUUGCUGGAGUUCCACUCCCGUGACUGCCAUGAAAGGAACCCGUCGGUUUUUCUCUUCGCGAUUCAGACGACCACUCCCUUUCUCUGCGAAGCCGCAGCAGCCUCUGCGCCCCCCUCAGCAACAAAGUCGACCAGAUGAAUCUCAAGGGCCAUCGCCCAAGUCAAGAGAAGCUCCCUCAACACCGCCAACCCGGCCUCUGGAGCGUGUCUCCAAGAGCGCUUUACAGACGCGACUUCACCGUGGCCCACCAGGAGCCGUCACAAGCCCUCGAAUGGAUGUCAGAAGUCUGCAGCAACCGAGCAAGGAAGACAGAUCUCCAUCGUUCGAACAGCAGUUCCUCAAUGACAAGUUGCUCGGUCAAAACACUCUCCAGUUCACAAAGGUGUCAGAGAAGGGGACCGCUGACGCGCUCUUCGCUGAGUGCCUGGAAAGCAUUCGCCACCGCCGUUUCAAACUGGAUCCCGAUGUUGACAAUCGGUCGAGCGAGGCUGUCGAAAAACUUACACAAGAGGAAAGAGCGAUCGCUGAGAAGAUCUUCCAACGAGUUGAUCCGGAAAGGAAGAUUGCUCCGCGGCUGGAAAGCCGAGGUUGCUACAUCGACCCACUAUGGGACCCUUUCAAGCGGGUGGAGGAACUGCAGCAGCAAGUCGCUCAAGAUCUGACUGAAUAUGCAAAGUUGGUGGGGGCAGCGGAGGCCCGGAGACAGAGAUUACUCGUUCGCGCUUCAUUACGGCGACAGUAUCGCAUGCACGACCCUCUCAGCGAAGGCCACCGGCGCUUCUUUGGUGCCCAGCGAGCAGAUCCUUUUCCUACUCCUCACCGAGUUCACGAGAGGUUCUGGGAUCCCUCACCGGACGUUCGCGUUGCCCUGAAGAACAACAACGUGCCCAUUAGCUGGAGAGAUCUCCAUAUUCUGCACCACUUCGUCGGAGAAAAUGGUCUGAUUCUGCCUCGACGGACGACGCAUGCAUCUCGGUAUCAACAGCGUUGCAUUUUCAAGGCAAUUUGCAUGGCCAGGAGGAUGGCGCUCUUUCCGUAUGACUGGAAGCCAACUCAGGGGGAACUCAUGCCCGUUAUGGAUCCCUUGCAAUACCUUGUGGAUGAGCUUACAUCACGGUAUAAGGCAACUGGAGACUUGCGGGCUGACGCCAUGCUCUGCGUGAUGCUUUCAAAAUACCCGAAGCUCAACUACUUCAGAUACCUGCAAUACAAAGCGCAAACACAAAAAUCGGAGGUGGAAGCUAUGCAACAACAGGAGGAAGAAGACCGAGGUGACUUCUCUCGGCUGUUGAGGAAGUACAAGAGGGCAACAACAGAUCAGGACUCACGGUAUCGACCGACGACGAGUGCCUGAACCUCGGCAUCAUGGCGUUUGAACCCGGUUCUUCCCAAUAUAUGGUCUUGUUUUUUUCAUGUUAGAUUUGUUUACGUUCCACACACACGCAGAAUCCGUGUGCGCAGUGUCCUGCACGUAAUCCGUGGUAUUAGCGGACGCUUGAAAUUGUGUGGGCGGUCCAAUGCAGAUCUGGUCAUCUCUAUCAUUCUGCAUCUGCAGCGGCAAUGAGUAGCAUGAAACACCGUGACAUGGAACCUUCUUUUGAGAGACCGGAUAAUAUUCCUCCCUG
Molecule: messenger RNA, 3060 nt
Organism: Toxoplasma gondii ME49
Lineage: Eukaryota; Apicomplexa; Conoidasida; Eucoccidiorida; Sarcocystidae
Product: ribosomal protein S18, putative
Exons: 8
Coding region: 573-2789 (738 amino acids)
Biological process (GO): translation
Cellular component (GO): mitochondrial small ribosomal subunit; ribosome
Molecular function (GO): structural constituent of ribosome; small ribosomal subunit rRNA binding
Source: RefSeq, a predicted model, not a curated record